AUGGCCCUCUUCCUCCAUGGCUUUGACCUUGGCGGUAACUUUGUCGACCUUCGACCUCUUGGCAUGGGUGUCACAGGCCUGGUCCUCUCAGCUAUGGACCAGCGCACUGGACAGCGUGUGGCAAUUAAAAAGCUGGUGAUGCGUGAUGCUGUGACAGUGAAACACGCUCUGCGGGAGGUCAAAAUCACCCGUUGGCUGCACCAUGAAAAUGUGGUCAGGGUUCAUGAGGUUUUGGCGCCGUAUGGACAUCCCCUUCCAAAAGACCCCACCCAGCUGAGUGCCCUGUACAUCGUCCAGGAGUGCAUGGAAACGGAUCUGGCUCGGUUGCUUGAACAAGGACCGCUACACACAGGUCAUGCUACUCUGCUGUUCUACCAGCUGCUGAGGGGACUAAAGUUCAUCCACUCUGCUAACGUCCUGCACAGAGAUCUCAAGCCUGCCAACAUUUUCAUCAACACAGACCAACUGCUGCUCAAAAUCGGAGACUUUGGGCUGGCCAGGAUAGUGGACCCGCACUAUUCUCAUAAGGGCUAUCUAUCCGAGGGUCUGGUAACUAAGUGGUAUUGUUCCCCCCGUCUGCUCCUAUCCCCCAAUAACUAUACCAAGGCCAUAGACAUGUGGGCCGCUGGCUGCAUAUUGGCUGAGAUGCUCUCUGGACGCAUGCUGUUUGCAGGAGCUCAUGAGCUGGAGCAGAUGCAGCUGAUUCUCGAUACUGUGCCAGUGCUGAGAGAGGAGGACAGGCAGGACCUGCAACAGGUGAUGCCUUCAUUUGUCAGUCGUGGAUGGACAGUAAAGAAGCCCCUUUCUGAAUUGCUGCCUGAAGUGGAUUCUCAGGCUGUGGACUUCCUGGAGCGUAUCUUGACCUUUAACCCCAUGGAUCGUCUGACAGCUGAAGCAGCGCUGUCCCAUCCCUUUCUCCAGCAGUAUUCCUGUCCAGAGGACGAGCCCACUUCACUGCAUCCCUUCCGCAUCGAGGACGAACUGGAGGACAGCCUCAUCACUGAGCAGAGCCUCAGCAACAGCAACAGUCAGGCCUCCAGCUUCCACUGGGAGAGGUACGAGAACAGUUUAUCAACAGAUGUGUCCUGGCAGCUGUCAGGUGGAAGGUGUCACUGUAUGCCACCUGGCCACAUCACCUCUGACCUGGGAGACACCACUGAGGAUGAGGAGGUGCAGAGAGACCCCCGGGCCAGUUCCACCUCAUUGUUAGAGGAGGCUCAGGUUGACCCACGCAAAUAUUCCCACAGCAGCUCAGCUGAACGCUUCCUGGAAAACUCUCACUCCUCUCUGGAACGGGCCUGUGGUUUGGCGUUUGGCGAACUGGACUGUGGUCGCUCCUGUGACUACAAAGUGGGCUCCCCUUCAUACCUGGAUAAAAUUGCCUGGAGGGAGGGCAAGCCUCAACACUACUCAGAGCCUAAACUGAUCCUGGAUCUGUCUCAUUGGAAGCGUAACACUAAAGGCCUCCCUGUGUCUGCUGAGCCUAUUGGUGGCAGCGUGGAGGACAUGGGAGAAAUGAAGGAGGAGGAAGCAGAACAGGAGGAAACAGGGGAUUUAUUUCAGGAGAUCUCUCGCUGGGUGGAGAGUACCCAGUCCCGUCUGCAUUCACCCGGUCUUAGUCCUUCUCUGGAGCCACGUUCCCCUUCCUGCUACAUCUCCUCUCCCCCACUCCCUCUCUCGCCAACUGACCUCCCAACCCCAGUCUUCCGCUACACGGAAGUUGUGCGGCCAGCUGAAUAUGAUGAUGACAGACUAAGCCCAGUUCCGCCUGUCACAUCUUCCUCCAGUUCCCUUCCCUCACUUCUCCCCUCAUCUCCCACCUCUCCGCUUCCUCCUCAAUCACCUCAAGCGGUUUCUCCCCCCACGUCGCCACUUAUUCCUCCCCGAGAAUCACAACCCCUCUCGUCUACUUCCUCCAUUUCCCAACCAGUAAAUGACAACUCCAUGGAGUCUCUUCCUGUCAAGCAAAAAGAGCGGCUGUUUGACCUGGAUGUCUUCAUAUCUCGGGCACUGAAACUGUGCAGGCAGAAUAAGGAGAAAGUUGACGGGAAGAAAGGAAAAGAGGGAGGGUGGAGGGAGGAAAGCAAACCGGCGAAUAUUAACCGAAUGGUGCCCAGGCUUCCAGAGCACAGGACUCCACCCCCACAGACCCCAAACUCGUGAUGCUGAUUUUCAACUUCAGGUCCAUCAAAGUAUAGCAUCAUAAUGGGUAGAACUUUCAAAUACUCAUAGUGCUUCACAUAGUGAGGGGUGUCCCUGGCUCAAUACGCUGUUUAAACAUUAGACCUUAUGGUUAGCAGCAGCAGUCUUUUGUUACUAUUGCAAUGACACACGACACGCUGUGACUGAACUCCUCAGUUAAAAAAAAAGCAAUCCUGCAGCUUUGUCUAGAGGUGCUCUCAGGCAAUAAGAAGGCAUUUGGGUUUAAGAUAAAUAGCCAAGCUUAGCAUUGCAAAUAUCAAGGAUUUGCUCUACAUGAAAAUAUUCUUAAAUAAUCAUUUGAUUUAUGAUUGUGGCAUUUGUGGUUUGCUGUCAUUUGUCAAGUUAAAGAUGGGUCAGACUUUAACUUGAUAGAGACUUAUUGUGUGAUGCAGACAGUCAGCCUGUUAACAAGACCCAGGCUAUAAGUAACUGACUAUAGAGGGAUCACUUUGGAUAUUUUAUGUUUGCUUUAGGUUUGUGUUUCUAUGCGGUGCUCCCCUGUGGUGCAUCACUCAGUCAGUAGCGUUCGACAUGUCAGACAGUCUUCCACUGGUGAUGUUCACCGAAUAAUGAAAGUAACACAGGAAAUGCUAUUUCCAAGUUUCUCUGAAUGUAUUAAGUGAGAAACGAUCAGUCAAAUUAUGCUAAAUUGUGAAUCACGUGAAUUUUAUUCAUUGCUGUUUUAACACUGUGUUAAUGAGCUCUGUCACUGCUACAUGCCUUGUAAACUUGUAUAAACUGUUGUCAUAUGUAAUUCUAUAUUAUGUUUUUUCAAGACUGCUGUUAGUGAUAUACUUUUGUCUGAAAUAUUCUUGUAUUCUUUGUUGAAUGCUAGAGCACAAUUUUCUGUUACUUUGGGGUGAGUUGUAUUUUCUUUAAUGUGGAAUGCUUUAUGGUAAUAAUUUAUGACUAUUCUGCAAACUUUGCUCUAGUUCAGUCGUAAAUAGUUUCAUAUCCUCUCUGGUCUGAAGCACCAAACAAGGUCAUCUUCUGCUGUACUCUCACUAAAAUGAUACCGUCCUCUCUAUUCUAGCCAGAUAUUGUCUUCAAUUGCCUCACUUGAAAGCCACAGACAGCUAUAAUGCAAACAAAACUAGUCUAUUCUUUGGAGAGUGUAGAUCCCUUACAUCGUUUAUGGGAAAUGAUUUGUACUCAAAAAUCCUCAAUGCUGCCCAGUAACCAUAUUGAUAUAUGGAAGAAAAAAUAACCAAAUAUACCAUAUAUUUUCAGAUACUUUUCUAUCCAGUGUGUUAGGCAGUAAAUUCUCAGAAUAUUAUUUCUUCCAGCAUCCAGUGUUUCCACUUCAAGGUCACCAAAUGAGAUAAACUCAUACAACCAGGUUUAAGUUUUAGUUGAUUUACGCUGUUGGCUCGUGCCUCGUACAGCUGUACUCUCUCCAUCAUCUGCUUCCCACAUGCAUUUCACUUGUCAAACUGAAAAGCUAUUAGGAAGCAUGUGGAAACUGAAUUAUUCUGCUUAGCUAGUGCCAGAAAGAAAUACAGCUGAAUUUGUGUGCCCCAUAUUCUGUAAGCAAGGAGAAAUAGGCUUCCAGCACCUUUAGUUUUGCUGUCUGACAUUAACUGCUCUGUUGUAAAUGCCUACAGUAAAUGUGCUGUACCUACAAGGUUCCAGUUAUUGGGAAUGACAAUACUGAGCUGUAGAGAAACACUGGCAGCACAGCUACAAUACAAUACAUAUUUUAUCUGUUUAGUGAUCUUGCAGCCCAUCAUCUGAUACCCCUUCUGACUAGACUUACCUGGAGUCAGUUGGCAAUGAUACCUUCUUACGUUCAAGGCUUAAAGCUGACAAAUGAAAUGUUUUUUUGUUGUUGUUAUUGUUUUUUCCACAGGCGUUUAAUGUUAAUGCUCCCAUAAAGUUGAUUUACCUUCAGUGUAACCAACAUGACCAGGUUGCGAGCAGAUUAUCACUUGCACAACACUGUAUGAUUUCCUAAUUAAGGAUUGAGCCAUACGUAAAAAUUGCCAACAGUACAACUUAUUAUAUUUAGCACAGUCAGAUAUAUUCUUUUAUAUUCACAAUAGACAUGAAGCACAUUUAGAGUCACUAGCACAUUCAAAAAUCCAGGUUUAUUAAAAUUCCACCACUCUCAGUGUUUUUCCUUAUCAAUAAUGACCUCUAAGGUAUUCAUACCUGGGCUGGACUGCUUGACAAACUUACAGAACUGUUCAAUUAAAGUGCAAGAAAACUGUUCAUUUUCUUUCCCAGAUGUAGCUGUUGAUAUAAAUGCAUAGAAGCUGUGCUGCAGUCAAACUAAUUCAAAUGAAUCUCGUUCUCAGUCUGUACAGGUCUAACGAUCACACAUUGCAUUAUAAAGUUUCCUCUGCAGGUAACCUAAGCCAGCAAUAACAUCACUGACAAAUACACGCCAACAUACUGUAACACCUGUAAUUACUGAGCCACAGUUAAUUGUUAAGUGUGUAAAGCAAUGUAGAAAAUGUGCCUCAGUACACCUCAAUGCUUCCAGCUUGCUGAAUGUAACAAAUUCCUCUCCCUUCUGCAUGGCUUUUACAACUAUUCAUAUAUCUUAAUCUUUGCUGUUUUUAUUUGGUAUCACUUUGUUGAACAGUUGUAUUUCUAUGGGCUCUUACUUCUUUUGUACUCACGCUUCAAGGAGACCUCCGCUUUUCUUUUGAGGAAAGCUGUGAGGUUUUUAAAUGCUGAAUAUUGAUUGAUAAUAUCUCUUUUUGCAGUUUCUGUUUUUGCUGAAAAGUUAAUAAAACAAUACUUAAACUCUUGUUUGACCUUAUUUUUCCUGCUGCCAUGACACAAUGCCAAUUAAGGUAAAAACAUUUCUGGAAU
Scatophagus argus is the source of this 5022-nucleotide messenger RNA. It is a transcript of the gene mapk4, whose product is annotated as mitogen-activated protein kinase 4. Gene Ontology annotation, cellular component: cytoplasm; nucleus. The record is from RefSeq and is a predicted model, not a curated record. The coding region runs from base 1 to 2163 and encodes 720 amino acids. The transcript has 8 exons. Gene Ontology annotation, biological process: protein phosphorylation; cell surface receptor signaling pathway; intracellular signal transduction. Gene Ontology annotation, molecular function: ATP binding; MAP kinase activity. NCBI's taxonomy places the organism in Eukaryota, Metazoa, Chordata, Actinopteri, Scatophagidae.